CACUCCAUGAUGCCUCCGUACUUUCCAUGCAAUUCGCCAUUAAAAAAGAAUCCACUUACUGGUCAUUGUGAUAUACCAUGUGCGUGGACCUAUUUUACACCUGCUGAAGAUGUUGCACAACGUAUAAUUGACAAUACAUCACUGACAAUAAACCUGGUGGGAUUUGUGUUCGUUUUGUUGACUUGGAUUUCACUGAAACAAUUGAGAGUGUUUCCUAAUAUCAUCCCAUUGUAUAUACAAGGGACGUCCUCUUGUAUUUCUUUGCUCAUAAUAAUUGGUAAUGGAAUGAAAACCGAGAAAGCAUUUUGCUCUCAUGAGUUUUUGCGUGAGUCAAUAGCACAUCCAACACCAUUCUGUGUAGCGCAAGGCAUGCUGAUUCAGUACUUCUCUAAUGUCACUGCCUUGUGGUUUGCUGUAUAUAGUUUCUGUCUGGUUCAGAUGAUCUUUUCUCAAAGCACACUUGCUUCUAAUCAACCAACCAAAUGGAAACAUGCUAUCAGUGCUGCUUUUUGUUACUUGUUGCCGUGGAUUCCUGUUUGCAUUGUMUUCAGCAAAAACGGUUAUGCUACAGUCUCUUUUGGUAGAAUAUGUCUUCCGCGCAAUUAUGAUCUUACUUUCUAUACAAAUACAUUGAUAACAGAGGUUGCCCUAGGAAUUGGUUGCAGUUGCCUUCUCGUUGUCGUUUUCAAGCUGUUUAGGCUGCGUAAUCUUGGUGCUGUCGAAGGAGAGCAGAGUAAAAGACGCAAUCGCAGACUUAACAAAGUUGCCAUUCGUCUUCUUUGCUUGAUGUUUGCCUUUGCUAUUUGUUCGUCGCUGGUCUACAUCCCCAUGUGUGUUGCUGCCAGAGACAAGAACCUCUUGGAGUAUUAUUUACGCAAUUAUUUAAAAUGUUUGAUGUUUUCUCCUCCCACUGCCUGCAAGAAAAAUCAAGUUGAAUUUGAAAACCACACAAAUGCAAAGGCUUUCAUAGUUUCCUAUGUUAGCUCGGCGUUAUUUGCGGUAUCAACUGUAUGCUUCCUGGUCAUUAAUAAACAGUCGAGACGUUUGUGGAGCUUCUGGUGGCAAAAUCUUGUUAAUUGCUGUUGCCUUCMAGCGUUAGAAGAAAAUAGAAGUUAAWCUUAUAUUGACAUUUCACAUCACAUCCUCACAUUUUYAAUUUUAGAUGCAUUGCUCUYAAGGUGAUAUUCAGAAAUCCGUAAUUGUACGUAAUUACGUCAAAAUCAUGUGGGGGAUCAAGAAAUUUUGAACUGUAGAUGGCGAUGUGGUUAUGUCCUUCAAAGUAAACAUUGCCUCGUAAUGCUAAAAUAAUGGUAGUUUUUUUUGUCAUUACCUGAAAGCGUUAUCUAAUGUACAUCUAUAUUAUUGCAAGUGAUCAGGCCAGUUCGCUACCUAUUUCCGUAGUAUCGUACGAAUUCCAUAUAUGGAUGUUAAUAUGCAUACCUUUCAUGUACAAGUAAAAGGCAAUCGUGUCCCUAUGUA
This is a messenger RNA of Exaiptasia diaphana, 1479 nucleotides long. RefSeq lists its product as uncharacterized. Gene Ontology annotation, molecular function: G protein-coupled receptor activity. The transcript is spliced from 6 exons. NCBI's taxonomy places the organism in Eukaryota, Metazoa, Cnidaria, Anthozoa, Actiniaria, Aiptasiidae. The record is from RefSeq and is a predicted model, not a curated record. Gene Ontology annotation, cellular component: plasma membrane. The coding region runs from base 7 to 1116 and encodes 369 amino acids. Gene Ontology annotation, biological process: adenylate cyclase-activating G protein-coupled receptor signaling pathway.